AUGAGUAGCGCCGACGUAAUCGAUGCCCUGUUCGAACGCACAGUCGAUAUUGCGCAGAGUUUACCCAAGACCGGGCCGAUUCAGACGAGCUACGAGGAAAAGCUUGCUCUGUACAGUCUCUACAAGCAAGCGACCGAAGGAGAUGUCCAAGGCAAGCGUCCCGGGCUGCUGGAUAUGCUUGGCCGCGCUAAGUGGGAUGCGUGGGCCAAGCGGAGAGGAUUGACAUCCCGCGAUGCCAAACAACUCUACGUAGAAAAUAUGCUUAGGACGCUGCGACGAUUUCGAGAUCGGCCUCAAGCUAUGGAGCUGAUAGAGGAACUGGAGAACUACAGCGGUGAUGUCGCUGAGCGGGUGAUGAGCGGAGCACUUGCAGAGUCUUACACCGACUCGGGCUCGUCUGCUGGGGGGUCUCCGCGGCUACGACGGCGAGCACCUGUGCAAGAUUCCGAGGAAGAGGAAUCGAUCAUCUCGGAACCGGCUGCUGCCUCUCUGCAGCACGCAGCGCCCUCCCUGCCGCCGUCAUACAUUACCGGUCCGGGGGGACUGCCACCGCAGUCGAGCUCCAGCAGUCGACGCACACAGCUCGGAGGCCGCGCAGGGGAGCACCCGCCGCCGUCUGUCACACUGACGCGAGCGAGGAGCUUUCCGCAAGCGCCAACGUCCGUCGAAAAUGCCAGUGCGGCGGCGGCUGAGCAAGCAGGCGCGUCCGAGCUGGCGAGCGAGGAUGAGGACUAUGCGCGCCCUGGCGAGCUGCCUGGCCCCAGCCAGCACGGGAGAGGGCGAAGGCAACGAAGCCGAGCCAGUUAUACUGCUGUGCAGCCCGGCGGAGGGCGUUCAUCGUGGCAGCAGCAGUAUCCUCAUCCAUACUCCAGCGCCGCCGCGCACGAAAGCCGCUUGUACGCUCUCCCUCCUUCAAGCUCAAAAUACCCAUCUGCUCCACCGAGCGAAUCAGCAGCCGGUGCGGCUGCGGGAGGGUUCAGCGGUAGCGUCGUCGGACAGCACCUGUACAACACUGCUCCUCCCGCAACUUCUUCGCAAGCGGGCAGGCCAGGCGCCGGCCCCUCAGGCGGGGGCAUCCAUCACUACUAUCACCACCGUCCUUCGGACUCCGGCGUGGGACCGGCAGGCAGCGUGCGAGGGCCGUAUGCUCCUUCCUCGGUCGGUGGUCGCUCAGGUGGCGGGGGUGGAGGCGCGGGUCGGGGGAGUGUUGUAGCUGGUGCCAUUGGCAGAGGAGCUGGUUCUGUCUCUGGUGCCGGCGGCCCAUCGCGCAGUCAGCAAGUUGACCAGGCACUGCAGAAUAUCCAGGCAUCUCUUGCUGCGCUGCAUGAGCGACUGAAUCGCGUCGAAUCAAGGCGGGGCUGGUCGGCCUUCCUCACCGACGCAGGUGGCACAGGUGGCGGCAGCAGAGGUAGUCGACGACGAGCGCUGCACAGCGUCUACGAAGCAGUCGCUAAUGCCGCACAUGACAUUGCGGUCCUGCUCGGCCUACGCAACCCGUAUGCGAGCAACGUAUCAAGCGGCGUGGCACUCGCUCCGUCCUACCUGGCUCAAAGCGGCGGCAGUGGUGGUGGCAGCGGCGAUGCGCGAAGCAGGGCACGAAACGAUCUGUUCAGCGCGCCGCUGCGCCUGGCUAUCGCGCUGCUCAACCUCUUUGUGCGCCUGGCGCUCGACGCAAUGAGCCUCGCUCUGAUUAUGAGCGCCCUGCUGCUCAUCGUACGCCGGAUUACCGGCAGAGGCGACCCGCUCAUCAUCUUGCGCCUCAUCAGGAGGUGGACCGGCAUCAGACCCGGUGUCAUCAUUAGUGGCGCUGCGGCUGCGGCGACGACCAGGGUCAAUGGUGGAAAUUCAGCUGGUGCCCAAGGUGCUGCGGUAGUUAUAAGGAAUCGGACGUAG
Molecule: messenger RNA, 1893 nt
Organism: Tilletiaria anomala UBC 951
Lineage: Eukaryota; Fungi; Basidiomycota; Exobasidiomycetes; Georgefischeriales; Tilletiariaceae
Product: ACBP-domain-containing protein
Exons: 6
Coding region: 1-1893 (630 amino acids)
Biological process (GO): fatty acid metabolic process
Molecular function (GO): fatty-acyl-CoA binding
Source: RefSeq, a predicted model, not a curated record